AGGCACCAGGAGAUUUGAGCAGAGCCCUGCAGGGAGAUGGGCAGUUGCCUUCACUCCCUCUCUCUCUCGGGGACUUGGUUGGUGGCUGGAAAAGUUGUCUUGAAUGAAGAGAACCAUGAGCGGUGAGUGUUUGUUACCUUAUUACACAGCCCACAGCUACCGUUCCAUGGGUGUGUUCAAUACCUCCAUGGGAGACCUGCAACGACAGCUGUACAAGGGAGGAGAGUAUGAUAUUUUUAAGUAUGCACCCAUGUUUGAAAGCGACUUUAUCCAGAUCAGCAAGAAAGGAGAGGUGAUCGACGUGCACAACCGCGUGCGCAUGGUAACCGUGGGCAUUGCCUCCACCAGCCCCAUCCUCCCGCUGCCUGAUGUCAUGCUGCUGGCCCGCCCAACUAAAGUCUGUGACGAGCAUCAUGCCAGACUUGCCCGGUCCUCCAGGGGGAAAGGGCGCAGGUUCACCAAGACCCUCGAACUCACCAGGCUACUCCCCUUGAAGUUUGUCAAGAUCUCCAUCCACGAUCGUGAGAAACAACAGCUGCGCCUGAAGCUAGCCACUGGUCGCACAUUUUACCUGCAACUGUGUCCCUCUUCUGACGCCCGAGAAGACCUCUUUUGCUAUUGGGAAAAACUUGUCUAUCUCCUGAGACCACCAAUGGAGAGCUGCAGCAGUAGCCCGACACUCCAAACUGGGGAUACGGCCACAGAGGAUGACAAAAGUUUGGCGACCCCAGAGUCCCCCGGAGAAAGGAUUGAGACUGGCCUUUACAAACUUCAGGAUGUGUCUGGAAUCUCCUCUUCUGCUUAUGCUGGGGGAGAGGGAAUCCAGUAUGCCCCCCGUGGCGGGACAUCCAUAGGCCCGAAAACCCCCACGAAUGCACGCAAACCAGCAGGAGUCCCGGCUGGGGCCGGGGGCGUGGCUGUCGCUGGGACCCGCUCGAGCCCAGCCGCGGGUCUCGCGGUCGCUGGGACCCGCUCGAGCCCGGCCGGGGGCGCUGCGAGCCUCGCCGCCACUAAGAUUGAGGGCCCGAGUUCGAGCCCCGGCAGCGCGGCCGUGGCCGGAGCUGCCACCAAGGUCUCCAGGGAAAGCGUCUCUGGCAAGAUGAUCGCAGCUGCUGCCAACAUCUCCACCGAGAGCACCAGCGCGGCCCUGGCCGGCGCGGCCAGCACGCCCUCGGUGUGCGAGUCCUCCGGCACGGCGAGCCGCAGCACGUCCCAGCGCAGCAGUCUGAGCGUGGUGUUCGCGGGCACCAUCACAGCGCCCCUGCCCGCCGCCGAGCAAGCCGCGUGCCCCGCGCCCCUGGUGUCCACCCUGAAGAGCGAAGGCUACAUGAGCGAGCGUGACGGCAGCCAGAAGGUCAGCCAGAAGGUCAGCCAGCCCGGCGCCAAAAGCCGCAAAGACAGGAAGGAAAGAAGAGAAAAGAAAGACAGAACUUCUUCCAGGAAGACUUCCCGCCACCACCGGGCCGGGGAAGGUCACCACCGGGCCGGGGAAGGUCACCACCGGGCCGGGGAAGGUCACCACCGGGCCGACAAGUCCACUCGCAAAUCAUCCUCUCACCGCUCCGUGUCGGGCCACGGGAGCUCGAAGGACAACAAGAAGGACAAAGGGCAGAGCAGCCGGGGCCGGGGCCGCAGCUCCCACAAAAGCUCCAGCCACAGCUCCACCGGCAAGAAGGAGGCCAGGACAGCGCCCAAGGUGGCCAAGAGCCGGUCGGCCCCCAACUCAGCCGCUCUAAGCAAGAAAUCCAGCAAGAUCAGCUCUUUCUUCCGGAGUUUCAAAGUCAUUCCUGGCUCCAAAGCUCUACUCACCUCACAGGAAAGAGGGGUGGACAUCGUGACUGCGACCGUGGAGAAGCACAACAUAGAAGCUAAGUUGGAGAAAUGCCCCGAUCGCUCAGACGUGGAGAUCAGUGGGACUGUGACAACUGAGGUGAUGGAGGCCAUAUUCAUAGAAGCCAAAUCCACUUAAACCAAGCCAGGGCAGGAAGCUGCAGUGGAGAUCCAGCCUCAGGGAAGUAUCCCUACAGAGUAAAUUCCAACUUUCUUUAAUAAAAGAAGCAACCAUUGUCAAA
Molecule: messenger RNA, 2072 nt
Organism: Talpa occidentalis (Iberian mole)
Lineage: Eukaryota; Metazoa; Chordata; Mammalia; Eulipotyphla; Talpidae
Gene: GARIN3
Product: golgi associated RAB2B interactor family member 3
Exons: 3
Coding region: 104-1969 (621 amino acids)
Cellular component (GO): nucleus
Source: RefSeq, a predicted model, not a curated record